UCCCUUCCCGCUGCGCCUGCGCGGUCCCGCCUCGCCCCACGCGCGGGCUCGCGCUUCGGUUUCCCCAGACCUGCUCGCAGCACCCUGUUCUCUUCCCGGUUCGGCCCGCUGCCCGCGGCGCCAGCACUAUGCUCUUCUAUUCUUUUUUCAAGUCCCUUGUGGGCAAGGAUGUGGUCGUGGAACUAAAGAAUGACCUGAGCAUCUGUGGAACCCUCCAUUCUGUGGAUCAGUAUCUCAACAUCAAACUAACUGACAUCAGUGUCACAGACCCUGAGAAAUAUCCUCACAUGUUAUCAGUGAAGAACUGCUUCAUUCGGGGCUCAGUGGUCCGAUACGUGCAGCUGCCCGCAGAUGAGGUCGACACACAGUUGCUACAGGAUGCAGCAAGGAAGGAAGCCCUGCAGCAGAAACAGUGAUGGCUCCUCCUCUUCCCCUCCCUCUUUCAUUGGUGACCCAUAACCCCAAGUCCCAGCCCAGAACCCCUAACCCCCAAUACUUGAAGGGGUUUUGUUUUUUUACUAAUGAUGGUUUUGUGGGUUGUUUUUUUUUAAGGGAUGAGUGGAUGAGAGGAAUAAUAGGGAACAGCUAUCCUCUCUUGAGAAGGGGAGGAUAAGUAGGCUGGGAAACUUCAAAGCCUUCCCAGUCCCCAGCACCUGCCUUUCUCACUACUUCCCUGGAGAUGGUAGGAGAGUUUCCUAGGUCUUUCCAGGGCAGCAUGUGAUUCAUUUGGGGAUGGAAGGAAUCUGUCCCGCAUCGGGAAUAAAAUUUAUGAUGCAAA
Messenger RNA from Pongo pygmaeus (Bornean orangutan), 778 nucleotides. It is a transcript of the gene LSM2, whose product is annotated as LSM2 homolog, U6 small nuclear RNA and mRNA degradation associated. Gene Ontology annotation, molecular function: RNA binding. The transcript has 5 exons. Bases 129 to 416 code for a protein of 95 amino acids. Gene Ontology annotation, biological process: mRNA splicing, via spliceosome. The record is from RefSeq and is a predicted model, not a curated record. Gene Ontology annotation, cellular component: U4/U6 x U5 tri-snRNP complex; P-body; U6 snRNP. Lineage: Eukaryota; Metazoa; Chordata; Mammalia; Primates; Hominidae.